Molecule: messenger RNA, 2147 nt
Organism: Brachypodium distachyon (stiff brome)
Lineage: Eukaryota; Viridiplantae; Streptophyta; Magnoliopsida; Poales; Poaceae
Exons: 1
Coding region: 326-1870 (514 amino acids)
Biological process (GO): ubiquitin-dependent protein catabolic process
Cellular component (GO): endoplasmic reticulum
Molecular function (GO): ubiquitin-like protein conjugating enzyme binding; metal ion binding; ubiquitin protein ligase activity
Source: RefSeq, a predicted model, not a curated record
CGGUCUCCGACUCUCCGGUCUCCCCUCUGCUUUCUUUUUCAUCUAUCUCCAUCUUUUCCUUCGUGAGCCGCACCGAGCCCUCGUUCUGCCCCAUCUCGCUGCCGACCGCCCCAGCCCCCUCGCUCAUCUUCUUCCUCGAGCUAGCGCCGCCGCUGCCGGUGGAUCCCCCUUCGAUUCUCUCGCUCCCGACCGUUUCUCCUCCCAUCUCUCCCAGUUCCAUCUCCUAAACCUUCCCCGAUUUGUAACUGAGCCAAGAAUCGAGGUACGGCGGCCGCCCUACCUUGCCCUACUGCGUCCUCCGGCCCCUGCGUGCAGGUGUUCGGACAUGGCGGGGGAGGAUCCCGCGGAGGGAAGCCGGAGCAGGAGGCGGAUGGAUCUGAACCUGUACCUGGGCCUCCCUCCGUUGCCGCGGCCUCCAGGCCGGCUGGGUGCGGCUAUGGACUGUCCGGCGCCGGCGCCGGCGCAGCUGCCGGAUAUGCCGGUUGCUGAAGCUCCAAGAACGGGUGAGCCGGAGGAGGUACAGCCCGCGGUGUACUCGCCGUCCAACGCGCUCUCCAUGCCGGAGCUCUCCACUCCGGAGCUUUCGCUGAUAGAUCCCAUGAUCAUUGACUGGCUUGAUGGCCUCACUGCUGACGGUGAAGAAGCUCUUUCUGCUGGUGAGCCAGCUGCGGUGCUUGACGCCCUCUCAGGUGAUGCCAAUGUCUCCCAACCGGUGCCGGCGCCACUGCCGCCUACUCUUGCUGGGUUGGAAGGGGUUCGUCUUGAAUGGGUGGAAAGGCUUUCGCACCCUGCUGUGGUGCCUCCUGCCGUCCCAGGGGAGAUGAUCAGCACGACGCCCGGGCGUGGUGGCGGCACGUUUGAAGAGAUGACGCCUGAGCUCCGCCUGCAGAGGCUGAUCCAGGUGAGCGAACAGCACCGCAUCGGGACUCCGGGACCAGUGACCCGUAACCAGCGGGCAACCAGUCCAGGAGCGGAUAGACUGCUGCAGGCCAUCAAGCGGUCUCAUAACUCUCUAGGCACAUCAAAGGGUGCUGUCAACGAUGAGAUCUGCGAAUGCAACUCCAGUUUUGACUGCAAUAUCUGCUUAGAAGCAGCCAAAGAGCCAGUGGUUACGCCGUGCGGCCACCUCUUCUGCUGGCCAUGCUUGUACCAGUGGCUCCAUGGAUAUUCAGUCCACUCUGAGUGCCCUAUCUGCAAGGGAGAGGUGCUCGAAGUAAACGUCACACCCAUUUAUGGAAGAUCAGAUGAUGAACGGGGCGCCUCCAACAAUGACAUCCCUCCUAGGCCUCGUGCUAACAGAACUGAGAGCUUGAGGCAGCAGCUGCAAACGCAAGAUCCAAGAGGCAUCGCAAACAUGGUGAGGCGGUUGAUAGAAAAUCAGGAUACAGUGAGAGCCCAUUCUGCUGCACCUGCAGGCGGGGUUGAGGUGACUGUGCUUCCUGCAGCCCGGCCAAGGGCUAGGGUUCGGCGACAGCAAAGACAAGAUAAUCUUAAUUCACGUUCCCCAAUACUGGGGCAUCCGGGCAAUACAGCUUCGCCAACACUGCAGCACGGGAGCAAUGAUGCUCCUCAGGGUGGCAAUGAGGUUACAUUUUCCCCAGUAGUGCUGCAAGUGGGUAAUAUGGCUUCGCCAACACUGCAGCACGGGGGCAAUGAUGCCCCUCAGGGUGGCAAUCAGGUUACAUUGCCAUCUUCUAGUGCUGAUAAUGUUGCACUGGCAAUUCCUCAGCAAUCAUCAUCUAUGGAGCAGGCAUCGACUUCCAGCACCGUGGCUGUUAUAGUGGGGCAGGCAGCCCAAAGUAGGAGAUCGAGGCCUUCUGAGUACGCCAUAAGCACAAGGAGAACAAGGAGGAGGCAGCAGCAGCAGUAGGUAAAGGUGGUGCUGCCAUUUUCAGCAAUAAAACUUAGGGGUUCCCUAAAACUUAUAUAGAUUAUGCCCCAUUGUUACCAUGGUUGGCUCCCAAAACAUGUUGGGAUCUUAAUGUAGGUUUGUAUAUCAUGUUUGUUGUAUAUGCUAUCGCUCGCUCAUGUGUACUCUUUUCAUGGCAAAUGAGUUAAACUUCCGGUUUCAGCAUACUUUGCUGUGUUGUUAGUUCUUAGUGUGUAUGCUGGUAUAAAUUUUCUUGAUAUUGCAUCUGUUACCUAUA